This is a messenger RNA of Thecamonas trahens ATCC 50062, 1518 nucleotides long. Its product is annotated as MTMR14 protein. Bases 1 to 1518 code for a protein of 505 amino acids. Lineage: Eukaryota; Apusomonadida; Apusomonadidae. The record is from RefSeq and is a predicted model, not a curated record. The transcript has a single exon. Gene Ontology annotation, biological process: dephosphorylation. Gene Ontology annotation, molecular function: phosphatidylinositol-3-phosphate phosphatase activity; phosphoprotein phosphatase activity.
AUGGAACACUUUUACGCGUCGGCGACGCCUGCGGCCCCGUGCCCUGUGGUGGAUGCCGCGCUGGAGACCGCCGAGCGGCUGGCGGCUGUGGACUACGAGGUGGUUCGCGUGGCCAAUCCGGGCGGCAUUCUGUGUGGAACAUACGCAGCCCGGGUCCUUAUCCUCAACGCGCGGGCGGCCGAUGCGCGAGCGCCCGGGCCGACUGACUCUGCCACGCUGCAGGCGCUGUUCUUCAAAGCCCGGCAAGCGCGAGUCCGCGGCCGCUUCGUGGUCCCAGUCAUCCCCUUCCGUGGGCGGUUCAUCUGUCGCUCGUCGACGCUCGCGUCCAAGAAAGAAGCACUCGGGCAAACCGUGCUCUUUACGGCCAAGUCGUCGCUGCGGUUUGCAAGCGCGGUGGCGACGCCCGUUGAUGAUGCGAGCGAGCUGGAGGUCGAGGGCGCAACCGCGUCGCGGACCGCCGCCACCGGCGACAUUGUCGAUCGUGCCCGCGAAGCCGACAUUGCGCUGCUUAAGGCGCUCGGGGUACGCUACGUCUGUGACCUCAUGGUCGAGGGCCGCAAGGUUAAGUGGGGCAUGUUUGUGUGCUCAUCCGAAAAGGUCGAUUCGUUCCAGCGGUACCAGCGCGCAGGCAUCUCCAUCAACGCCAUCCCCUACCCCGGCGUCGAACAUUUUGCCGCCUUUGCCGCUGCACCCGAAGCUGCCGACGAGCUUGUCUUUGACUGGAGCCACGCCGAGUGCAACUCGGUCCUUGCGCUUGAUGCUCCUCUGCCUGGGCGCGCCGCCCAUCUCUCGUGGCAGCACUACCAAUCGUGGUCGCUCGUCACCAUGACCGAAUCGUAUCUCCUUUUCAUGCUGGGCCUCCUCGACGAUCGGCACGAGCCGGCCGGCCUCCUUGUCCACUGCAUUUCGGGCUGGGAUCGCACUCCGCUCUUCAUCUCGCUCCUCCGUCUCUCGCUCUGGGCCGACGGCCUUGCUCAUGCCUCGCUCUCGCCGCAGGCCAUCCUUUACUUUACCUUAGUCUACGACUGGAUGGCCUUCUCGCACAAGCUCAGGGAUCGGGCUUCGCGCCACGAAGACAUCCUCCCGUUCUGCUUCUUCAUGCUACCACGCAUCGCCGCGCAGCACUUUGCCCUCGCGCCCGCGCCCGCGCCCGCAGCUGAUCCUGAACCAGCCGCCCCGGUGCCCGUCCCCGCCGACCUGCAAAGCCCUGCAGCGGCGUCACGCCUCCGCUCGCAUUCGGUCGAGCACAACACACUUGAUCUUGCCGCGCUGCAGUCAUCGCUCGGCUCAUGGCAGUACGUAACCCGUGAGAGUGAGCGCGGCAACGAGGCCCUGAGCCUCCGCGCCACCAAGCUCCAGGCUGUUUGCGACCUUUUUGCCGACCUCCACGCAGCAACUACACCGACGUCUGCAGCAUCUACUCCAUCGAACUGGUUCUUCGGCUCGAUCGUCGACUGGCUUUCGCCCUCGGUCUCACCGCGGGGCUCGGCCUCGGCUUCGGCAUCAACAUCGGCCUAA